Messenger RNA from Perca flavescens (yellow perch), 5143 nucleotides. RefSeq names its product anillin, actin binding protein (gene anln). The transcript is spliced from 25 exons. Gene Ontology annotation, biological process: septin ring organization; actomyosin contractile ring assembly; mitotic cytokinesis. The coding region runs from base 189 to 3743 and encodes 1184 amino acids. Gene Ontology annotation, cellular component: actomyosin contractile ring. The record is from RefSeq and is a predicted model, not a curated record. Lineage: Eukaryota; Metazoa; Chordata; Actinopteri; Perciformes; Percidae.
CGCUGAAAUUCAAAUUUGAACAGUUGUUUUGUUGUGCAGAGAGAAGUAGGAGCCGAAAAAAGAGAAGAGAAACUGAGAACCGCACAGCUUGCCUCACUUAGGUCCUGCUUUUGUACACUAAGUGUGUACAACACUUGUAAAAUACAACGUUGUUUUAAUAUUGCUCGAUUCGGGAUAUACUGUCUAAAAUGGAUCCAUUUACUGAGAAACUGUUGGAGCGGACCCGGGCUCGCAGAGAAAACCUGCAGAAGAAAAUUGCGGAGAGACCAAAUGCAGCAAACAGACAGAUGGUCAAAAGGCCCAGAGAGCCACUGGCUGACACAAACAGUGUGAUCAGUGAGCCAGCCAUUGAUAAAGUUCCACAGGUGUCCUCUAAGCCCUCUCCCUCCAAGCGCAGGUGCUCAGAGGAAAAUGUAGCCGGCGCGGAGAACCAGGAGCCAGCGAUGACACGAGCUGUGGCUCCUAUGCUCUCGGAUCCUCCCACAGACAGGAAACCCCCGGUGGGGCCUGCCGGCGUUCGACCUUCCUCCUCCCUGGAGAAGACUGCUAACCGGCCUGUUGUCCGGUCUCAGCCAGUGCAGCAGGCAGCUCCAGAGCCAGAGAAGAUGGCUGUCACCCUUGCUCCUAAUCCUCCAAGCAGCAGAGAAGUAGAGGCAGUGCCUGCCAGUUCAGCCCUGCAGAGGAACAAGGAGGAGCUGGUGGAAGACUCAGCUCCAUCUGCUGCUGGCAUGAAGUCUCGUCUGCAGAGGCUGGCAGAGCAGAGAAAGUAUUGGGAUGGCGAUGACACCCCUGAGACAGUUCCAGACUGCACCCCCAUGUCCCUGUUGCAGAGACAAGCUGAGGUCACACCAGCUGUUGUCCCCACCGUUUCCUCUGGAACACCGGUAGGGAGGAGAGGCAGACUCGCCAACCUCGCUGCCACCAUCGGAUCCUGGGAAGACGACCUUAGCCACGCUAAUAUUCCCAACGAGGAUGCAAAAGAGAAGCCUUCUACAGCUGUUCCUAAGUUUGCAGUCCGAGAUGCUACUGUAGCUGCCAGCACUAAGCCAAGUGCUGCAGGCCUACAUGUGGCGGCCAGUUCAACUGCAAGCAGUAGGUCUACACCCAGCUCUCAGCAGGCUUUGUUCUCUCCAGCAAAGCCUGGCCGAGUGUUUCACCAAAGUCCUCAGGACGCUGACAUUCCUGCUGCCAGACCAGCACUUAAGCCAGCAACCAGUCCCCAGAAGAGCUCCAUCCAGGGAACAGCCUUCCCCUCCAGUCCCCAGAAGGCUGGCCCCUCCUCCUCAGCAUCAGUGCCUCAAAGCCCUCUGAAGAGUCAGGCCCUCUCCAGGGGUCUUAUCCCCACCUCCAGCCCCCAGAAGCCAGAACUCCGUGCCAGGCCCACCACUUCCGGCCCCUCUGGUCCUCAGGAAAUGGCCGCUGCUGGAGCGCCUGGUGUAAAAUCUUUUCUGGAGCGCUUUGGCGAGAGGUGCCAGGAGCGUACCAACCAGAGCUCCCCAGCAGGGUGCACGACCCAUGCCAAGUCUCCCACUGUAACUCCAUCAGCAGUCACACCAAACACCCGGCUGGUACAGGAGAGGCUCCGAGCUGCCCAGGCUGCGAGCACAACCACCGCUGAGCUCGCCCAAAGACAGAAGCUGGAGCGCGAGUCUGAGCUGGCUCAGAUUCGCAGUCGCUUCCAGAAGGGGAACAAUAUGUGGAAAAACAAAGAUGAAGCGGCAGAAACCAAUAAAAAUGCAGACAUCAAGCUUGACAAGCCAGUGGAGGCUGAAGUUGCCCCAUGUGAGCCACAGGGGGAACCCACAGAACCCUCUACUGAGAGUACAGAUACACCCACAAAGUGCACUCCUCCAGCAGGUUAUGGGUUGAUGGUCUCGCCUCCAGCCUCGACAUCCAGUCCUCUGAGGGUGGUCGGCCACACUGUAGAGAAAACGAGUGAUGAAACCCCAGAAGAAGAAGAAGAGGUGGUGGUCAAAGAGAGAGAGAUGAACGUGGACCAGUCCAUCAACUCUGCAGUUAUCAAUGAGCUGUUUGAUGGCGUCCUGGAGCAGAGUGAUGAUGAUGAUGAUGAUGAUGAGGAAGAUGCUUUAAAUAUCUCCUCCAUGUCGCUCCUCACUCCACUAGCAGAGACUGUGGCUGCUGUGGUGAAAAGUCCAGAGAGAAGAAUGAUGACGUCAACUCCGGCCAGCUCAUUCAUCUUGAAGAGCAACACUCCGGAUAAUGUUUCCAGACCUAGCAAGUUCCAGAGAGCCAACGCAAUGCGGGCUGCAUCUACAGACGGCGAGGACCCCAAACUGCCAUAUAGCAUUGAUGCAUAUAGGUCCAUCAGGGUGAAAGAGACAGAGAGACCCAACAUAAAACAGGUGAUUGUGAGAAAAGAGGACGUUUCUCACAGAGCGGAGGAACCCAGAGGAACAAGCCUCUUUAGCAUCAAACAGAAGAUGAAGAUUCUGACAAAUGAGCUGAACCUGCAACAGACAGUCAUUCAUCAGGCCAGUCAGGCACUCAACUGCUGCACUGAUGAAGAGCACGGCAAAGGAUCCCAGGUGGAGGCUGAGGCAGAGAGGCUGCUGCUGGUGGCAACGGAGAAGAGGGAAGCGUUGAAGGUGGAGCUGGACCGUCUGAAAGGAGACCCAACAAGCCAGAAAAAGGCCUCUGUGGCCCCAGAACCUAUGAGCAUGGCGGCCUCCAAGGGCUCUGUCACCCUGCAGGAGUUGCGCCUGCCUCUCAAAGCAGACUUUGUUUGCUCCAUUGCCAACAAGCCAGAGUCCACCAAACAUUCCUUCUUUGUAAUGAUUCGGGCUGGAGCAGAGAACACUGUGGCCACACCAUUAGCCAGCACACACCGCGGCCUCAGUGGGGACACGCUGGCUUUCCCUACCAAGUUCACCAUAUCUGAUGUUUCCAGUGACUUUGUAAUUGAUAUAGAGGUCUAUUGCUUGGUGCAGAAACGUGACGUCUGCAGUGACAAGAAGAAGAAACCCAGCAAGUCAAAGAGAAUAUGGAGACAGGUUCAUGAGGCCCAAGAUUUGUGUAUGUCGGCUAUCACUCCAAAGAGAUUCCUCGCCAUCACUAAAAGUGGCCAGACACCAGUUGUGGCCAGUCCAGGAGGCCCCAAUGCUGUUCGCACCAGUAACUUCAUCCUGGUCGGAUCACACAAACUCACCCUGUCCUCGAUUGGGAAAAACAAGUUCCCUUUGGAGAAGAUCAAAUAUGAAGCAAGGGAAAGAGAACUACUCAGUGACAUGUUUCAUACCAAGGUGCCGUUCCUGUGCCCUCUGGAGGGCCACGUCUACCUCACCAUGCAGUGUGAGGUUGGCUCAAAGGUGGAGGAGAAGGGCUUCCUGACGAUGUUUGAAGAUGUGAGUGGAUUCGGAGCCUGGCACCGGAGGUGGUGUGUCCUGUCGGGAUACUGCAUCUCCUACUGGACCUACCCAGACGAUGAGAAGCGCAAGAAUCCCAUUGGUCGCAUCAACCUGGCUAACUGCACCAGUAAGAAGGUGGAACCAGCCAACAGAGAGUUUUGUGCAAGACCCAACACAUUUGAGCUGAUAACAGUCCGGCCACAGAGAGAGGAUGACAAAGAAACACUAGUCAGCCAGUGCAAGAACACCAUGUGUGUCACCAAAAACUGGCUGUGUGCAGACACAAAGGACGAGAGGAAUCUGUGGAUGAAGAAACUGAACCAGAUUGUGGUGGAUCUGCGAAUGUGGCAGCCAGACGCCUGCUACAGGCCGCUGUAAUCACUGCACUCUGUCCCAACCAGCCCUUCUGUCAAUAUCAGGGACACAUGGCCAAUACAAAGUGCAAUACACUAUAAGAAUUGUUAAAUAUUUUUAACUUGUGGAUAUUUUCCAGAAGAUUAGUAAUCAAACACGUUAGUGUUUAAGUUAUAGAUCAGAGGAAAGUAAAUAAAGCCAUACAUUUGAAACAUUUCAGUACAGUAUUUUGUGUAGGAGUCGGGGUUUGGCUCUGGGUUCUUAUACACCUCUAGAAUGGUUUGAUACUCUGUUUUUGGGGUAUUUUUGUUUUGUGUUGCUGAAUUGUGUUAUGUUAAUGCCAAUAUUAAGUGUUCUUGACACAUUGCAUGGCUUUAAAUUAUUUGGUUUUAAAGCUAAAAUCAAAAUAUAUAUAUAUAUAUGUGUUUGAAUUACAGAGAAAUACUAAUUUGAGGCACCACAGUUUUAUCACAUUUUAUCCUGCUUGACAGCACAGAACAAUACUUAUAUGUUUUUACUUUAUAUAUUAGCUUUUAUAAUUUGCGGCAGGACUUUCACAUCUUUUCUUUAUUGUCGUGCACAGAUUUUUGGUUCCAAUUAUACCCCAGGUUUUGUUCUUUUUGAAAUGUUUGUUUAGUGUUGUGUAUUGUUCUGUAAAUGUUGGUGUGGAAGUUCAAGUUUUGCAUAACUGGGGGUAAGGUCUGUUACAUAUUCCAUGCUAGAACCUGACCAAACACUCAUUUUUAUGAAAAUGCAAAACAAACAUUUUUUGAUAACGGUCCAGUUUUGGAUAUAACAGAGGUAUAAACAAAUGAUUUACAAGUCUGAACAUUUUACAGUGUGAACACAAAGUAGUCAGUGCUCUCUCGUGGAUAAACUGUGUAACACUGCUUGUACUUGACUUUAAACACAUUCUACUGCAGUACAGUACAGUUCAAAAUGUAUCAGCCAGUCUUUACUCUGUAACUGAUGUUUUAAAGAAUGGCCCAUCUACACAAAAGAAGUUAUUUUGUUCCAGCAUCGUAUUGGCUUUCUCGGUAGAUGUAGCAAUGGCCACUACAAGUUGUGUCUACAUCUUUGUAUCCUGUCAAAGUGCGGAUUUGUUUAUUUUUAAAGGAGAAUUUGUAAUUGCUUAUGCAGAGUAUGUAACAGACUUUACAGUGACCCUGCAGGGUGUUGGUAAAUGUAAUUUCAGAUUGAGAAUUUCACAUUAGUCCAAGUAGAAGACGACACUUUUUCAUCAUGUUGGUAAUGAACUACACCAGAUGUACUGUUUACGCAUACCCUUCUCUACAUACGAGUUCAUCAUGAAGCAUGCAAGUGAGUGAUAAUAUGUUAGUGCUUUCAACAGCGAGUUUAACAGACUUCAGUUUGUCAGGUAUUUGUGCAUCGAUCAAUAAAUGCCUACAAAAUGGACCAGGUUA